AUGGAAGACCACUUGGAUGAGCUUUUUAUUUACAAAACAACAGGACAGAGUAUGAACAGACUGAGAGCAGAGAUAAAGAAAUUAUUAAAGAAGAACUAUCGUGUGGAGUAUGAAGAUUCAUCUUCUGGGUCUUCGUUCAUGGUUAUUAUAAAAGGACCAGAAAAUACUCCAUUUUCCCAUGGAAAAUACAAGAUACGAAUAUUCCUACCGAAGGAUUUUCCGUUCAAAUCACCAUCCAUAGGAUUUGUGACAAAAGUAUUCCAUCCUAAUAUUGAUGAGAGUAGUGGGAGUGUGUGCUUGGAUGUUUUGAACCAAGUUUGGUCACCUCUGUAUGAUGUUUCGAAUAUAAUUGAGACAUUUUUACCGCAAUUACUUGCAUAUCCAAAUCCAGAUGAUCCACUGAAUAUUGAAGCAGGAAGAUUAUACCGCGAAAAUAUUGUAGCAUACGAAAGGAAAGUGAGUGAGUAUGUGGACCAGUACGCCAGAGGAGAAGACUCUUUGGAUGCAGAUUUAUUUGAGGAAAUUAUGUAA
Molecule: messenger RNA, 531 nt
Organism: Nematocida ausubeli
Lineage: Eukaryota; Fungi; Microsporidia
Exons: 1
Coding region: 1-531 (176 amino acids)
Biological process (GO): ubiquitin-dependent protein catabolic process; protein polyubiquitination
Cellular component (GO): nucleus
Molecular function (GO): ubiquitin conjugating enzyme activity
Source: RefSeq, a predicted model, not a curated record